Molecule: messenger RNA, 2095 nt
Organism: Impatiens glandulifera
Lineage: Eukaryota; Viridiplantae; Streptophyta; Magnoliopsida; Ericales; Balsaminaceae
Product: probable methyltransferase PMT26
Exons: 8
Coding region: 1-1710 (569 amino acids)
Cellular component (GO): endosome; cytoplasm; trans-Golgi network
Molecular function (GO): methyltransferase activity
Source: RefSeq, a predicted model, not a curated record
AUGAGGUGUCGUCUCAAGAGAAGAGAAUUGAUUCGAAGGACCAGGAAAGCGAGGUUAAAGAGAUCGCUAGUGGGAACGAGAAUAAUGAUAAACAAUUUGAGGACAACCGUGGUGACUUCCAAGACAGAGAUAGAAAAGAAGGAUGACUUUGAUGUUGCAACAAACAAGGAUAGUGAUGGAAGUAACACGCAGACAUCCGAAGGUGGUAAUGAAAACAAACCAAAUCCAAAUGAGACUGAGAAUAAAUCAGACAAUUCUGAUGAGAAUACAGAAGAGAAGGUGAAGCAAGACAAAGAGGAGUCUUCUGCUGAACUAUUUCCUUCAGGCCCACAAUCAGAGCUUUUAAAUGAAACCAGCACCCAAAAUGGGGCAUUUACAACUCAGGAUACAGAGUCUAAAAAUGAAAAGGAAUCACAGGAAUCUGAUGGACAAAGUGGAUAUAAAUGGAGAUUGUGCAAUGUCACCGCUGGCCCAGAUUACAUUCCUUGUCUUGAUAACCUGCAAGCUAUAAAGAGCCUAAGAUCAACAAAGCAUUAUGAGCACAGGGAGAGACAUUGCCCAGAGGAUCCUCCCACCUGUCUUGUUCCUCUUCCAGAAGGAUACCAAAAAUCCGUUGAUUGGCCUACUAGCAGGGAAAAGAUAUGGUAUCAUAAUGUUCCACAUACGAAACUUGCUGAGAUUAAGGGACACCAGAACUGGGUGAAAGUUAGUGGUGAUUAUCUUACGUUUCCUGGUGGUGGAACCCAGUUUAAACAUGGAGCACUUCAUUAUAUUGAUUUCAUACAACAGUCUGUACCUGAUAUUGGUUGGGGAAAGCGAUCUCGGGUGGUAUUAGAUGUUGGGUGUGGGGUUGCUAGCUUUGGAGGCUAUCUCUUUGAUAAAGAUGUGCUCACCAUGUCUGUGGCCCCGAAAGAUGAACAUGAAGCACAAGUUCAAUUUGCACUUGAAAGAGGCAUCCCUGCUAUAUCUGCAGUAAUGGGCACCAAGAGACUUCCAUACCCUGCAAGAGUAUUUGAUGUUGUCCAUUGUGCUCGUUGUAGGGUCCCCUGGCACAUUGAAGGCGGUAAACUACUGUUGGAGCUGAACCGAUUACUUCGGCCUGGAGGCUACUUUGUGUGGUCUGCUACACCUGUUUACCAAAAACUUACAGAAGAUGUUGAGAUCUGGGAAGCCAUGAAACAGCUAACAAAGGGAAUGUGUUGGGAAGUGGUUUCAAUAACGAAAGACAGAGUAAAUGGAGUUGGUAUAGCAAUAUAUCAGAAGCCUAUGACAAACGAAUGCUAUGGACAAAGAUCAGAAGAUAAACCUCCACUCUGCCAUGAAUCUGAUGAUCCAAAUGCAGCCUGGAGUGUACCAUUGCAAGCGUGUAUGCACAAAUUACCAACUGAUGCGACAGAACGAGGAUCUCAGUGGCCAGAGCAAUGGUCAGAGAGGUUAACGAAGACACCUUAUUGGUUAUUGGGUUCUCAAAUUGGAGUGUAUGGCAAACCAGCACCGGAGGAUUUCACAGCAGAUCAUGAACAUUGGAAGCGGGUGGUGAACAAGUCAUAUCUUGGAGGAAUGGGAAUUAAUUGGUCCACUGUGAGGAAUGUGAUGGACAUGAAAGCUAUUUAUGGAGGGUUUGCUGCUGCUCUAAAGGAGUUGAACGUAUGGGUGAUGAAUGUUGUCCCAAUAGACUCCCCAGAUACACUUCCAAUUAUCUUCGAGUGAGGUUUAUUCGGAACGUAUCAUGAUUGGUGCGAGUCGUUCAGUACUUAUCCUAGAUCAUACGAUCUUCUUCACGCCGAUCAUCUAUUCUCAAAGAUCAAGAGAAAAUGCAACUUCAUGGCUUUGGUAGCUGAAACAGACCGUAUACUUAGACCGGAAGGAAAGCUGAUAGUGCGGGACCAUGUAGAUAUAAUAAGCGAACUGGAGAGUUUGUUUAGAGCAAUGCAAUGGGAGAUAAGAUUGACGUACUCUAACGACAAUGAAGGUCUGCUUUGCGUUCAGAAGACAAUGUGGCGCCCGAAUGAGAUGGAGACAAUCACUUAUGCCAUUGCUGCUUGAAAGAUAAAACAAACAAUUGUGUUCCUAAUUGUAUUGUAUUCCUUCCUUA